Messenger RNA from Colletotrichum acutatum, 1953 nucleotides. RefSeq names its product Leo1-like protein-domain-containing protein. Gene Ontology annotation, cellular component: nucleus; Cdc73/Paf1 complex. Gene Ontology annotation, molecular function: RNA polymerase II C-terminal domain phosphoserine binding. Bases 313 to 1521 code for a protein of 402 amino acids. Lineage: Eukaryota; Fungi; Ascomycota; Sordariomycetes; Glomerellales; Glomerellaceae. Gene Ontology annotation, biological process: positive regulation of transcription elongation by RNA polymerase II; transcription elongation by RNA polymerase II. The transcript has 2 exons. The record is from RefSeq and is a predicted model, not a curated record.
CUCCACUGAGUUCCCUGAACAAGAUCCACUGUAGCUGGGACAUGUGCCGAAAUCCCCGCUCGGCAGUUUUACACGUACGAAGUGGCUUCAAGCACGUGUGGCGGUGCUUCAGCCUCACUCAGUCUUGGACUAACCUCCAGGUGGGUCAGAAUUUGGACAGGGAUCUUUCAAGCCUCACGCUGCAUCUUCUUCCGCGCGCAAGAGGAAAGAAGCUAGGUCACCUACCUUUCUGUCAACCACACACGCUCAAUUGACCGCCAAUUUUCCAAUACCAAACACGCUGCAUCGCUUAUCACACGAACCAACGUCAUCAUGUCGGAUUCCGAAGAAUUGAACGAGCUUCCCGAGGAUGAGGAGGAGGAGGAUCUCUUCGGCGACGAGCCAGCAGAUGAUCUUCAGGAAGACAGAAGUCGCGCUGGUAGCGUACGCGACGACGCAUCCGACCGUGAUGAGGGCGAUGGCUACGGUAGAGAUGACGAGGCCCCUUUGCCAACCGACUAUGAGACGAAGGUCAUAGAGGCCGUUGAGAUGCAGCGUCAUCGCACUCCCAAGUCAAAAGAUCAGAGAUUACGAUCUCUGCGCGUCCCCAAGUUCAUGAAGAUCAUUCCAACGAUUUACGAUCCCGAGACUUUCGAGCCUACCGAACACGAUAUUGAGAACGCCAAAGCCGACGUACCCAAGGCCGACAUUCGGGUUCGGCGACAAGGAAACAAGCUGCAGAGCAACACCAUGAUUCACAGAUGGAGCGACGGUUCUGUGACUAUGACAGUCGGAGACGAGCAUUUUGAAGUCUCUACAAAGGCAUUGGCUCCUGGACCUAACGAGCCAUACUCUGAGCUUCAAGAUGGUCACUACUAUGCUGCUGCGGCGGAGUUGACCAGCAACUUCCUCAUGUUCGUUGGACAUGUCACCGACCAGUACAUUGUACGGCCCGGAAAGGAAGUGGCUGAUGAUGCGCUCGCUGCACUCGCCGAGCGCAUGGCGUCGAUAUCGCAAAAGCCUCAGGAGAAGGACAUGAUCAUCAACACCAUUCAGGAUCCCGAGCUGCGCAAGAGGCAAGCGGAGCAGGCAGAGAAAGAGCGCAUGAAGAUGCAAAGACGUCGCGAGACUCAGACCGCACGCAUGGAUGCAACCCGCGGCGGAUAUGGUCGCAGUGGAGGUCUCUCCAUUGGCGAACUUGAGGGUGGACGACGUGGCGGUGGUUCGCGCAAGAGAGGCAUGCCUGGCGCGCCGAAGCAAAAGAGAAGACGUCCUGAGUAUGAUUCUGACGAUGAUCUGCCUUCUGGCGCCCGCAGAGGAGACGAAUACGACAUGGAGGACGACUUCAUUGUGGCUAGUGACGACGAGGUCAGCGAGGUUGAACAUGACGAUGACGAUGAGGAGCUCCUCGACGAGGCACCACGAUCCAAGAAGCGCCGGGUUUCGGAUGACGAAGACGCUGAUGGAGAUGAUGAUGACAACAUGGAGCCAAGUGGCAGAGGAAGGCGCCGUCACGUUGUCGACGACGACGAUUCGGAGUGAGGUUUUUGACCACGACAAGACAUGCUUGACUGCAGACUCAGGCUGGUCGGAGAGGAUCAAAGUUUGUACUAUACCACAGCAUUUUCUCAUGCAAGCUGCACACCGAGGGCGGCGAUUACAAUGAUUACAUCCAAAUUCAUUUUUGCCAUGCGGAAGAGGACCCUUUUCAAUUCGUCACGGUAUACUGAAUGAAACUGAUGGGUAUAUGAGAGUUGCUUCGUGACAGUUAUCCUUCGGGUCUUGGCUGUACUGAGACUGGCGCGAACAAGCGGCACAACACGUGCGGCGUUUGACCUAACUCUUUGUCAUGGCUCUCAGACCAGACCGUUGGUAGCCAAUUUGACUUUGUUGGGAGCUGAGCAAGUGGCACAUCCAUCACCUCUUGUAGCUCAAUGAUUUAGCGGACUCUAAAGCCUGCAACCUGCAACGUGC